Molecule: messenger RNA, 844 nt
Organism: Hibiscus syriacus
Lineage: Eukaryota; Viridiplantae; Streptophyta; Magnoliopsida; Malvales; Malvaceae
Product: pentatricopeptide repeat-containing protein At1g31430-like
Exons: 1
Coding region: 204-827 (207 amino acids)
Biological process (GO): RNA modification
Molecular function (GO): RNA binding; protein binding
Source: RefSeq, a predicted model, not a curated record
GGUUGUCUAGAUAUGGUCAGGAAACUUAUUGACUAGAUGCUGAGUAAAAAACUCUUUCACCUUGCACGGCACUGGGAAAUUUGGAACUUGGCAUGGAUAUUGCCGUGACGGAGGAACUUGAACUGACUACUACAGUGAGCAAUCUUUGUUAGACCUGUAUUGUAAGUGGUUGUCUAGAUAUGGUCAGGAAACUUAUUGACUAGAUGCCGAGUAAAAAUGUUAAUUGUUGGACCAGUAUGGUGUGUGGCUAUGUAAAUUGUGGUCGGCUGACUGAAGCUAGACAGUUUUUUGAGAGAAGUACGGUUAGGGAUGUAGUUCUUUUGCCUGCUAUGAUUAAUGGUUAUGUGCUGUUCAACCGUUUUGACAAGGCAGUCGAACUGUUUCAAGAAAUGCUGAUUCAAAGGGUUAAACCGGAUAAGUUUGUUUUGGUUUCUCUCCUAACUGGAUGUGCUAAAUUGGGAGCUCUCGAGCAAGGGAAAUGGAUUCAUGGAUACCUUCGUGAAAAUGGAAUUGUUGUAGACACUGUUGUUGGUACCGCCCUUAUAGAAAUGUAUGCAAAGUGUGGGUGCGUUGAGAAAGCUCUAGAGAUAUUUCUAUGGGUGAGGGAAAGGGAUACUGCCUUUUGGACUUCAGUUAUAUCUGGACUGGUAAUUAACGGGGAAACAAGCAAGGCACUUGAGUUAUUCUCGGAAAUGAAACAAACCGAUGAAAAACCUGACAAUAUCACCUUUGUAGCUGUUUUAAGUGCUUGUAAUCAUUGGGGAUUGGUUGAAGAAGGUCGUAAGGUUUUUGAGUCCAUGUCAAAAGUGUACCAGAUGGAACCAUAGUUGGAACACUAUGCGUG